This is a messenger RNA of Hyposmocoma kahamanoa, 2387 nucleotides long. Its product is annotated as BRISC complex subunit FAM175B-like. The record is from RefSeq and is a predicted model, not a curated record. The coding region runs from base 59 to 1240 and encodes 393 amino acids. Lineage: Eukaryota; Metazoa; Arthropoda; Insecta; Lepidoptera; Cosmopterigidae. Gene Ontology annotation, molecular function: polyubiquitin modification-dependent protein binding; microtubule binding. The transcript is spliced from 3 exons. Gene Ontology annotation, biological process: protein K63-linked deubiquitination; mitotic spindle assembly; attachment of spindle microtubules to kinetochore. Gene Ontology annotation, cellular component: nucleus.
CGUUGUUAAUUACAUAUUCUUUGAGUAAAUUUGCUAAUUACCUUAUUCAGUCGAAGUCAUGGCAUAUACAGAGAAGGUGUCAAUAAGUGGUACUGCUCUGUCAUUUUUGUUGUACGAAUGCGUAAACUCUAUAAACAGCCAGGAGGGUUUCCUGAUCGGCGAUAUCACUUCUGAAGUAACCAAUCAUAUAUCUGAUUCACAAAGUGAUAACGCUCGGCUGGACACGCAGAUUGUCAUAAGGACGGUAUUGCCCUUGCCCUCUGUAGCUCUGUUCUACUUUCCAACUGGAAGGAUAAAGGAAGAUGUUCUUUCAGAUUUACUUUCAAAAACUGCUAGUGAAGUUGUUGGAUGGUACAAAUACAGGAAAGACAGUAACAUCAAACCAACUUUUAGAGAUAAACUAAUUUCUAAAGGUUUGCAAAAGUACUUUGAGAAGCAUCACGGCAAGAAAAAUUUUGUGACAUGCAAUUUGUCCAGUAAAACAUCUUCAGCCAGCUCUACUCAUACAUUUAUGUAUAGAUUUGGAAAAAUUAAUUGUUUUGAUAUGUACGAGUAUGUGGAUGAUAUCACAGCUAAUUUGGGUGAAAAGCACACUGGGUACAAAAAAGCUUUAAGGCUAUCUCCACAUAGUAUUUUCAAUAAAAUUGUCAAAGAGAGCAAUGUUCAGAGUAACAACACAAGUGAUGCAAUAUUACGCAUUCAAGAAGCAGUAAACUUCAGGCUCAUGAAGGAGGCGAAACUGGCUGCUAAGAAUGAGUCCACUAUUAGAGAGCUAGAGGCGGAGAUUAAACAAAUCAAUACUAUAUUGUCUGAUAAGCUGUCUGCAGAUUUGCAAACAUCUCAUGAGAAGAUGGUUGAGGAGAAAUUUAUGAAUAGAGAAAUAGAGAUGGCCAAAGCUUGUGUAGAAGCACUGCACACACCAACCAGAGUGGAUAUAUUAAACAUACCCAAUAUUGUGAUGAAUAACCACUUAUCAAACAGUGAUACCUUACAGUUAGCUGAGAGUGGACCAAAAGGCCGUAGUCCCAGUCCAGUACUAAUACCUUCAAGCUCAAAUAAACCAGGAGUAUUGAAUUAUGCUGCUGCACUAAAAAAUAAAAAUGAAAAACCUUCUACUAGUAAAUCAAACAAUUUCAGUGAUGAUUUGAUAAGUUUUGAUGUGGAAGAGAACCAUGUUCAAAAAAUAAACUUUAUCAAUGAUGAUGUGAAAUGUAUCGGUGACAGCUCACCAGAUUACUGAAGUGUCCAUAAGUGCCUUAUCAUUAGAACAUAAGUGAUUAUUAUUAUAAAUGCUGGGAGUAUGGGAUGGUAUACUGAAAACUUUCAUUCUGAGUCAUUCAGUGUAUGACUGAACAAAACUUUUCUAGGACCACUAAUUAGCGUACAUUAAAAAUAAUUACAACAGUCCAUAUUUUUAAACAGUCUAUUCUCAGAUCAAAACAACAUAAACACAACCAGUUUCAGUGAGAAUUCAUAAGCGGAACUCAAACCAAGGAUCCAUACUACGUUCUUUCAAAUGGCUUGUCACUGUGAGCAGGAGUAAGCGAUAUGUUCACAGUACAUAGAAUGCCUAAAUUUUUAAUUAAAAUAAUACAUAUAUUUUUUGAUGUUGAUAAAGUUGGUACCAUAAAAGUUGUUCAAAAUGACAAUUAUAGCAAACAGGUUAAAACUUUUAGUGCUCUAUCCCAUACACUCUGUCCAUGUUACCAUAUAAAAAUAACAAUUUUAUUUUUUGUUACUAAUACUCAUUACUGUUAAAGUCGUCAUGCUAUGAAGAUAACUUUAAAUGUUUGUACAGGGUCAAGAGCAUGUAUAGCUUGACACUUACAAUUUAAAUUCCACUCCUGACUUCAGCAAGAUCAUAAUCAGUUAAUUAGAAUUUGACUAAUCAGGUAAAAAUUCAUUUACUUAGUAUUAGUUGUAGAAAAAUAGAUUUAGUUGGUACAUCCUGUUUUAAACAGGUCACGCUGUAAUCCAAGACAGGAUGAAUCAACUAAAUCUAGUUUUUUGCAACAAGAACCAACUAAAUGAUGACUACAUAACUAGUAAAAUUUUAAAUAUUUGAUUAUGGUCACACUGGAAUAUGGCCACUCUAUACCACUGACAAUAAGAGGUCAAAAGUGUCAAUCUUGGUGUGCUAUGAUCGUACACUCUUAUUGUAAUUAUUGAUUUGAGACUAAUUAAUAUUGUGUAUCUACUUAAUACUUUUGAUUAUAGUUAAUAUUCAUUACAGCAUGCAAAUAAGGUAAUUGUAAGUGAAAAUAUCCCAUCAUUUAGGGAAGAAAACAUCAAAAAUCAUCCAUAACUUCUAUAAGUCUAAGUAUAAUAAAGAAAUAAUUGUACAAAAUAUUUUUGUAAUAAAUAGGAUAGUAAUAAAUAGGCUUCUU